AUGCCCAGCCUCUGCCUUGUGAAGAACAGAACUUGGGGACAGUUACUCUUCAGAGUGGACUUAGUCCAGGUUUCUCCAGACCCAGCUCCAUCAUCUGAGAGACACAUAGAUGGCCGGAGAGGCCUAGAGGCAGAAGCUUCGGAGCUGUGUUACCUUGGCAAAUGAGGCCUUAGUUGAGAAGAAUACAGUAGAGUUUGGCCUUGGCAGAGGGUUUGGCCUUGGUCUUCACCAUGCGGUUAGGGAAGCCUAAGGGGGCCAUUUCCCGGAGCUCGGGCCAGGGCAAAGCCCCCGAGAAGAAGCGCAAGGCUGGCCGGCAGCGGCAGCACUGGGGCGUGAGCAUCCGCUUCGACACGGGCUUGAGCAGACUGCCAAGAGGCCUGGACGAGAAGCCCUAUAAAUGCUCCAAAUGCGAGAAGAGCUUCAGCCAGAGCUCUACCCUUUUCCAGCACCAGAAGAUCCACACCGGGAAGAAGUCCUAUCGGUGUGCCGACUGCGGGAAGAGUUUCUUCCAGAGCUCCAACCUCAUCCAGCACCGGCGCGUGCACACCGGGGAGAAACCGUACACGUGCGACGAGUGCGGCGAGAGCUUCAAGCAGAGCUCCAACCUCAUCCAGCACCAGCGCACGCACACGGGCGAGAAGCCCUACCAGUGCGACGCGUGCGGCCGCUGCUUCAGCCAGAGCUCGCACCUCAUCCAGCACCAGCGCACGCACACCGGCGAGAAGCCCUACCAGUGUGGCGCCUGCCACCGCCGCUUCAGCCAGAGCUCGCACCUGCGCCAGCACAGCAAGGUGCACGCGGCCGAGCCGCCCCGCACCGGCAAGGCCAGGCCCAGGGCCCGCCCGGCGGCCUCCUGGAAGGCCGGCGCCGGGAGGAAGGUCAGCACGGGGAGGAAGGCUGGCGCCGGGAGGAAGGCCGCUGGCGCCGGGAGGAAGGCCGGCACGGGGAAGAAGGCCGGCGCUGGGAGGAAGGCCAGCACGGGGAGGAAGGCCGUACUGAAGGGCACGGCUUCCACUCUCUUCAAAAAAAAGAAAAAGUGAGGGGUAAAGAGAAGACUAGAAGCUUAUAGUAGAGCACUUAGACCCCAGUCCUCCCCAGCACGGCGCCCUCGGGGACCCGUGAGCCUGCCGUGACAUGGAGCAGGACACGCUCACAGGGCCAUUUGCAUCCCCCUGAUAAAGGAGCACCGCGUUCUCCUGCGCACUGUAGAACUCCACGUGCCAGGCCUACUCAGCCUAGGACUUUCUGUGGAAGGAGUAAUUAGGUAAAAGGAAGAAAAUUAAUUUCAGAAGUAGGCGAUUUUGUUAGUAUCGUUUUGUAUAUUAACUCUUAGUUUAUAAGUGACCAACGUUGGACCUCUUAAGAUGUGCUCAAAUUCACAGAUUUUUACUCAGCAAGGCCCAUCUCUUUAUUUUGUUUCUUUGCUGAAAGGAGUAAGAAUGCCCCUGAUUCUCAUAUUUUUAAGGAACAAUCCUAAAGAAGCCUGUGAGGAUGAAGGCUUCUCUUGGUGCAUGUUGAUCUGUGCCCAUGGCCUCUUGUCAUUUUCUGAUUCUCUUAAACUGAGCCAGCCUUUUUACACAUGAAUAAACCAUAUUUUGCCAACAGAAUCUCAGCUUCUGGCAAAAGAAAAGAAAAAGAAGAAAGAAAAAAAAGAAUGAGAAAAUACCAUUUACAGGUCUCCUUGCCUUUAAAACUGAACACUUGAUAACAUUGGUUAUCUUAGACACUUCAGCUGCAAAAGUCAUUUAAUGUGCUGAUAAAUACAUUGUAGCUUCUUUACAAAGUAGCUUUUCUAUAUUGGAUGAAUUGUUGAAGAAGGCUAGCAGGUAGCCUGUUAGAACAGUGCCAAGGGACUGGGUGUGUGGUUCAUGCCUAUAAUCCCCAGCUGUUGGAUAGAGGGUGGAGAUGGGAGGAUCACUGUUUGCAGCUGGCCCUGGCAGAAACCCUACCUGGAAAACAAACUAGGAAGCAAAAGGUAGUGUAGAGCGGCUUGCCUGGUCAGUGUACUGCAGAGUUCAGUCCCUUGCAUGCCAAGGAUUUGGAACCUGCCAGCUGCCUACACUGAUCAGGUGUUAACUAUUAUCAAUGCUUUUAACAUUCUGAGUUUUUGGUAUCUUUUGUAUAAUCAUUUAAGUUCCUGAUGUAUUGACAAUUAUUCACACAAAAUAAAGAUGAGAUAUUUUGCAUACUA
This is a messenger RNA of Dipodomys ordii (Ord's kangaroo rat), 2191 nucleotides long. It is a transcript of the gene Znf22, whose product is annotated as zinc finger protein 22. Gene Ontology annotation, molecular function: DNA-binding transcription factor activity, RNA polymerase II-specific; RNA polymerase II cis-regulatory region sequence-specific DNA binding. Lineage: Eukaryota; Metazoa; Chordata; Mammalia; Rodentia; Heteromyidae. The transcript is spliced from 2 exons. The record is from RefSeq and is a predicted model, not a curated record. The coding region runs from base 231 to 1040 and encodes 269 amino acids. Gene Ontology annotation, biological process: regulation of transcription by RNA polymerase II; central nervous system development. Gene Ontology annotation, cellular component: nucleus.